This is a messenger RNA of Cinclus cinclus, 681 nucleotides long. RefSeq names its product olfactory receptor 14J1-like. The annotation marks the transcript as partial. Gene Ontology annotation, cellular component: membrane. The transcript has 2 exons. Gene Ontology annotation, biological process: G protein-coupled receptor signaling pathway. Gene Ontology annotation, molecular function: olfactory receptor activity; G protein-coupled receptor activity. The record is from RefSeq and is a predicted model, not a curated record. NCBI's taxonomy places the organism in Eukaryota, Metazoa, Chordata, Aves, Passeriformes, Cinclidae.
GACCUGGGCUCCAUCUGCACCACUGUCCCCAAAGCCAUGCACAAUUCCCUCUGGCACACCAAAAACAUCUCCUACUCUGCAUGUGCUGCUCAGGUGUUUUUCUUUUUGUUCUUCAUGUCAGCAGAGCUGUCCCUCCUGACCAUCAUGUGCUACGACCGCUACGUGUCCAUCUGCAAACCCCUGCACUACGGGACCCUCCUGGGCAGCAGAGCUUGUGCCCACAUGGCAGCAGCUGCCUGGGCCAGUGCCUUUCUCUAUUCCCUGCUGCACACAGCCAAUACAUUUUCCCUGCCCCUGUGCCAUGGCAAUGCCCUGGGCCACUUCUUCUGUGAAAUCCCACAGAUCCUCAAACUCUCCUGCUCACACUCCUACCUCAGGGAACUUGGGCUUCUUUCUGUUAGUGCCUGUUUAGGUUCUGGAUGUUUUGUGUUCAUUGUUUUCUCCUAUGUGCAGAUCUUCAGGGCUGUGCUGAGGAUCCCCUCUGAGCAGGGAAGGCACAAAGCCUUUUCCACCUGCCUCCCUCACCUGGCUGUGAUCUCCCUGUUCCUCAGCACUGCCUUUUUUGCCUACCUGAAGCCCCCCUCCAUCUCCUCCCCAUCCCUGGAUCUGUCCCUGUCAGUUCUGUACUCAGUGGUGCCUCCAAGAGCAGAGGUGAUUGCAGCAUUCAGUGCCCGAUACUGA